ACCCUAUCCUAUAUAAGUGGAGCAAAUUAUAGACAAAAGUAUAGUUUCUUUUUUUACAAAAUUAGUGAGGGAGAUGGAAGGAGAAAUCAACAACUUGAUUCUAGUUUGGAGCAUUGUAAUAGCCUCUCUUUGCUACAUCCACAAAGUAGCCCAAAUCUUCCCCACCGGAAAUCCAAGAAUCAUCGCAAUCUUCCCAAUCAUAAUCCUCUUCCUCCUCCUCCCUCUCAACUUCACCUCCAUCCACUUUUCCGGCAUCACCUCCUUCUUCAUCUCAUGGCUCUCCACCUUCAAACUCCUCCUCCUCACCUUCAACCAAGGCCCCCUCUCCUCCCACCCCCCAAUCCCCUUAUCCCUCUUCCUCCCCUUAGCUUGCUUCCCCAUCAAAAUCCAACAAUCCCCCAAAAAACCCCACAAAUCCCCCCUAACCCCCGUCGUUAAAGUAACAAUACUAGCCCUUCUCAUACGCGUAUACGCCUACAAAUCCCACAUCCAUCCCCACAUCAUCAUGCUAUGCUACGCCCUCCACAUGUACCUCGUGCUAGAGAUGAUCCUCUCCCUCUUUGCCGCGGCCGUCAAGGCCCUAGUCCGGGUCGAGCUCGAGCCCCACUUCAACGAGCCCUACCUCGCCACCUCGCUCCAAGACUUCUGGGGGAGGCGGUGGAACUUGAUGGUGUCCAACAUUUUACACCCCACGGUUUAUCGGCCCGUGAGGUCGGUGUCAACCCGGCUCGGGCUAGGGAGAUGGGCCGCGAUACCCGCGGUUUUGGCCACGUUCUUGGUCUCGGGGCUUAUGCAUGAGCUGAUUUUUUACAACAUUGGGAGAAUGAGGCCGAGUGGGGAGAUGAUUGGGUUCUUUCUUCUACAUGGGGUGUCUUUGUCAAUUGAGAUUGUGGUGAAGAAGAUGUGUGAGGGGAGAUUGAGGCUGCCGAGGGUUGUGUCGGGAGUUUUAACGUUGGGGUAUGUGAUUUACACGAGUUUUUGGCUGUUUUUUCCGCCGUUUUUGAGGGCGAAAUCGGAUCUUAGGAGCUGUCGGGAGUCGCUUGCGUUCAUGGAGUUUGUUAGGAAUCGUCGGCUUAUUGAGCCGAGUGAGGUUUCUUGUCCAUUUCUGUGAAAUUCAUGUUAAUUUAAGGUUGUGAUGAAUGAUGAGAUGUAUGGAUGUGUUUGUGUUUCGGUUUACGUGUGCAAACGGUAACAAGCGGCAUUAAUUGUGGUGGAUUCAAUGAAUUUAUGAUCGUGAAUUUGAAUUUA
Molecule: messenger RNA, 1248 nt
Organism: Salvia hispanica
Lineage: Eukaryota; Viridiplantae; Streptophyta; Magnoliopsida; Lamiales; Lamiaceae
Source: RefSeq, a predicted model, not a curated record